CGCCGUGCCGCCUAACCAUGAGCUUGCAUGAGCUCGCAAUUCCCAACUAAUGUCCUAUGCAGCCACGUUCCCCUCUCUAAUCACGCCCUCGGCCACUCUAGGUUCUCAUGGCGGACGAAACCUCCCCUCUCAUCUCGGGAAACGACUCUACACGGAAUCACGGUUCAAUAAUCCCAGCUUCAGACGAUGACAAUAACGCCCCCGUGGACGGCUCACAAGUCGAAGCAGAAGAGACAGAAUCCAGGAAAGAGGCUAUAAAUCCGUUAUGGAUCGUUGCGCCAAUGGGGAUUGGAAUCUUCUUAUCCGCUAUGGAUCAAACUAUCAUCAUUGCUUCAUACGCCGCUAUUGGUAGUGAGCUGAAACAACUUCAAAAAACGAGUUGGAUAGCGACGAGCUAUAUGUUGACCGUCACGGCUUUUCAACCUCUGUUCGGGAAACUAAGCGACAUAUUUGGAAGGAAAACAUGUUUAUUGUUCGCGUAUUGCAUUUUUGGAAUCGGAAUCCUUUUCUGUGGUCUAUCCCAAACUAUGGAUCAACUCAUCUUAUCUCAAGCGUUCGCUGGUAUAGGAGGGGGCGGUAUGCCUGCUAUCACAAGCAUAAUCAUGUCCGAUGUCGUUCCUCUCCGGUCAAGAGGAACCUGGCAAGGCGUUUUAAACAUCAUCUUCUCUACAGGUUCAAUGGUCGGAGCGCCUCUGGGAGGGUUCUUGACAGAUACAAUCGGUUGGAGAUGGGCAUUCCUCGUACAGUUCCCCGCCCUCAUCCUUGCCUUCAUCUCCGUGUCUUUCACCCUCCACCUCCCACCCCACCCAACCUCAGACUUCAAAUCCAAAUUCAAACGCAUAGAUUUCGGAGGCGCCCUCUCUCUCAUCCUCUCCAUCUUCUUUCUCCUUUACGGACUCGAACGUGGUGGGAACAUCGGAUGGAACGAUCGAUACACUCUCGGUGCUUUAUCCUUGUCCUCAAUAUCGUUCAUCGGGUUUGGGAUCAUCGAAAUGUCAAUAGCAAACGAACCGUUCGCGCCAAAGAGGAUCAUUGUGAAUGGGAGUUUGAUCGCUAGCUACUUUGUCAACUUUUUUGGAGUUGCUAGUCAAAUCGGAGUGAUCUUUCAGACUUCGUUGUAUAUGCAAGCUGUACAUGAAUUUUCUGCUGCACGUGCUGGAUCUGUGUUGUUACCUGGGAUUUUGGGAGGGGUUUCGGGGAGUUUGGUGGGAGGGUUGGUUAUUCAGAGUACGGGGAGGUAUUGGUUGGUUACGGUUGUUGCGUAUGGAUUGCAGGUCAUGGGGAUUUUGGUGGUUGUACUGGGGUCUGGGGUUGUUGUUGUUUCUGUUUUUGGGAUAUGUGUUGGACUUUUGGUUUCUGGAUUUGGGAAUGGUGGAGGAAUAACGACGAGCCUCGUUGCUUUGAUUUCAAAUGCAGGAAGAGAAGAUCAGGCGAUAGCUACUGCAGUUUCCUACCUCUUCCGAUCACUGGGAUCCGUCGUUGGUUUGUCAGUUGGGAGCACGGUUCUUCAAGAUACGCUUCGAAAGAUGCUCAGACGGAGACUUGUGGGGAGUGAUGUGGAUGUGGAUGAGAUCGUACGCAAAGUCCGAGAAUCCCUCAAAUACCUCGACCAGUUAGAUUCGGAUACACGAACCAUUGUGAAGAGGUCGUAUGAGGAUGCGAUACAUAAUACGUUUUGGGUUUCGUUUGGGACUGCGAUUUGUGGGUUUUUGUUUUCGUUGUUUAUUAAGGAGAAGAGGUUGGAUUGGGAUGGGAAAUAGGGAAGGGUAUACUUGUAUUUUGUAUGUAGUCGUUGACUCUGCGAGGGAGGGAACUAAUGGUCAGCGAAUAACGACAGGUUGUUUUUGGUUCUCG
Messenger RNA from Marasmius oreades (fairy-ring Marasmius), 1854 nucleotides. RefSeq lists its product as uncharacterized. Gene Ontology annotation, biological process: basic amino acid transport; transmembrane transport. Gene Ontology annotation, molecular function: basic amino acid transmembrane transporter activity. The record is from RefSeq and is a predicted model, not a curated record. Bases 108 to 1760 code for a protein of 550 amino acids. The transcript has 10 exons. Lineage: Eukaryota; Fungi; Basidiomycota; Agaricomycetes; Agaricales; Marasmiaceae. Gene Ontology annotation, cellular component: fungal-type vacuole membrane.